CGGGCGGGCGAGGCCUGAUAUGGACGGAGGCGGUGCGGGGCCGCCGGCUGCGUCUCGAUCGCGAACGGUAACAGCGGCCCCGCUCCGGGGCCCGCGCCGGGCCGCCCGUCUGCUCACGGCGGGGUGAGGAGCGGCGCGGGUCCCCCUGGCCGGGCGUACCGCGCCCUGCUCCCCUGCGUCCUGGCCAUUACCUCACGGCGGGUCCCGAGCGCACUGGAGUUUUCCUUUACUCCAUGAAACACCGUCAUGACAGACCAAGAGUAUAUUCUUUGCACCUGGAAGAAGCGUUUAUGGCCAGCAAAGGUUUUGCGUAAAACUGGAGUUGCGAAGGAGAUUUCUUUGGAAGUUGAAAUACUUGGUUUGAAGGAACAGAUCAGUGUGAGCUGUGCAGAUGCUGAAACACUGAAGGAAGAGCAUAUAGUGAACAUUGCCUCUAACUUAGAUCAAAGGAAUAAUUUGAGUGAGGCUGUGGAAGAACUGCAGUAUCGCCGGUCUCUUAAAAUUGCCCUGGAUAUUUUGAAUCCACAUGGCUCACCGAAACAAGUACCACCUUCAGAAAACGGGCCAAGUACUCAGUUCUCGCAGGAGAACCAUUCAGGAUCUCUCUCAUUGACCCCUUCACGUAGCUGUCGAUCGCUCUUUAAAGAAAAGUCGGAGCCUCAGGCUUCCAAGAGGAAAAGAGAAGAAAAAAAGAGCCCCAGCCUGAAGACUGAUACAGAAAAAACAGACUGGAAAGGUUCUUUUGUUUUGGAGGAGAAUGCUGAAGCACACAAAAGUGGAACAAACCCUUCCAGAUGUGAUACUGAGGACUUGUGUAAUACACUGAACUCAGAGAGUCAAAACUGCGAAGUACCAGAAUCGGAAUUACUACCAAGACAGAAAACCAUUGAGCCCAGAUUGUCGACAAAGUCCAGAGCAGGAAAUAAAGUCUCCCCUAAAUCAAAGGAGGAAAAAAGUAAUCAAGGAAGAAAACAACUAAGCAGUGCAGGAUCUCCUGUGUCAUGUAGGAAUGAUUCCUCCAAGGAUCAACUACAGCCCUUUGCUGAGGAGGGGUCUGCUCAGUCCAUCCCCUGCACGUCUGGCACAGUGGUACCUGUCAGAAGCAGAAAGACCAGAAGUCAACUUAGAAGGACAUUGCUGGAUUCCUCUUGUAAAAGUGCCUCGGAUGACUUGGAACAAAGCAUCAGCAGUGAGAGCGAAAGUCUGGCAAAGCAGUUAGAUGGAAGAAGAAAGCCAGCGAGUUUAAAACAGGUUAAUGGAGACCAAAAGGCCAGUGCAACUGCAUCCUCCUGUGGGAAAAGGAAAUGCAGGAAUUGCCCUGAAUCUUCAUCUGGGCCUUCUAAUCAUGGGGUGCUUUCUGACAGCAUCCCCUUGCAGUGUGAGGAGGAGGAAAGUAAGAAUACUGCAGAUGUGGUCAUGCAGAAAGUAAAGCCAUUUCAGCUGCCGGACUUUGAGGAAGAUGAAGGACUGGAAUCAUCUGACCUGUCUUCAAAGAUACUUUCCUCGGAGAGUCUCUCUCGCCUCUCACCUCUAGUAGAUGAAGAGGAGGAGGAUGAAGAACUUCCUAGUAUUUUAUCACAUCAAGAACCACAAUCAAUUGAAGAAGGGAUUUUGGUCUGGUGCAGAUUGCGAAGGUACCCGUAUUGGCCAGCAGUGGUGAAAACUGUGAAGCGGAAACACAAAAAGGCCUGUGUGCUGUUAAUAGAAGGGAAUACGAAUGACAAGAAAAAAGGCUUCUCAGUAUCUCUUAGGAGUCUGAAGCACUUUGAUUGUGAAGAAAAGCAGGACCUCAUAAUGGAGAAUAGCACAGGAAGGGGAUCCCCUGGCGCCCUUUUCCGUCCCAGUGGGGCUGCUGUGCAGAAUACCUGUGGAAGGCAGGCAGUUGCUUGGGACUCUUUUCACUUGUGGUUUUUCCGCGUGCCACAAAGCCACUCACGCUGGGUGACAAAGCACUGGCAGAAGUUGAAUUUCAGGAGAAUGCAGAAACUGCAAGAACGAGCCAAAGAAGAUUAUCGCCAGGAAAUUGAGUGGUGUAUUCGACUGAUUUCUGACUAUCGAAUUAGAGUAGGUUGUCAUUCUUUUACGGGAUCCUUCUUGGAAUAUUUUGCUGAUGAUAUCAGCUACCCAGUUAGAAAGGAAAGUUAUCAAGGUUUAGUCCAAAUGACCUUUCCAAAUGCGGCAGAGGAAGAUACUGAAGAGUCUUUAUCAGAAACAUCACUUCAGAAGCCCUCCAGGAAACUUCUUCCUGACAGGACAAGAGCUGCUAGAGAUAAAGCAAAUAAAAAGAUAGUGGAGUUUAUAGUGAAGACUAAGGGGGCUGAAGAGCAUCUUUUGGCUAUUUUGAAAAGCAGAAAACAAUCUCGGUGGCUGCAGGGAUUCCUGAAUUCAAGACAGUACGUGACAUGUGUUGAAACAUAUUUGGAGGAUGAAGAACAAUUGGACCUUGUAGUGAACUACUUGAAGGGAGUAUAUCAUGAAACAGAGGCUAAACAUCUGCAUCACAUAAAUGGAGAUGGAAUAAAAUUUAUUUCAGAUGUCCUUUUGCCUGAAGCUAUAAUUUAUGCGAUUUCUGCUGUGGAUGAUAUAGAUUACAAGAAAGCAGAAGAGAAGUAUAUCAAAGGACCAUCUGUGAGCAAAAGGGAGAGAGAAAUAUUUGACGAAGAAAUUCUAGAAAGGAAGAAGUGGAAGACCAAGCUAGCGCUUGCAGACGGUGUCUGAACAGUGGCACAACCUCUCCCCCCUUCCCUUGGCACUGAGUGUAUGUAAUGAAGUGCUUAUUUGUAUAAAAUAGGUAAUUCUUUAUUUUCAAAACCUGUUUGUGUAUCUCUGAAAGAGGUAGCCGUUGCACUGCUCUCAAAUGCAGUCCUGUCUUCAGUCCUUGCUCCUCAUCCUGCGCCCUGGAGCUGUUCUUGCCGUGUUGAACUGCCUGUGAAAGACAAUGCAACGGGUGUUGGGAGCGCUGCGGGUGUGUGGCUGCCUCGAUCCUCAUCCAUUCAGCAUCCUUAACAUGGAACUGCAGGUGUUUUGCAGAGCUUCUUGAUAGAAUGCUGAGUUUUGUAGGAAUGAUUUUGGCCAAAUAGCUGACAAUGGGAGGGCUGUUGUCUUUGACUAACACAGACUGGUGGAGGAUGUAGCCAUGUAUUGCUGGAUGACUCUACCACUACUGAAUGUCUGCGGGUUUCCUGUCUGAAAACAUUCCCAGUGGGUUGACUGUUCCUGCUUUACAUGUCUCGAAGUGUGGGGAAAUAAAACUGGUAGCUAGUGUUUCAAGCAGAAUAACAAAGGCUUCGUGUUUAUUGAUGGGAUGGCUGUAAAAUCCAGUGGGAAAAGAACCCAGUAUUUGCUUAAAAGAACAAAUCCCAUUCACUUUUCCAUGUAAAAGUGAAGCUAUUUUGAAUGCUGGUUUAUUGCUUUUUGAGGCCAUAAUUUUAGGAACAGUUAUUUGUCUUUAUCUGAUUUAAAUACCAAAUUCCAUCCUGUAGUUCCCAGCUUUUUGCAAGGGGUCUAGCAUAUUGCAAAUUGCCUUUGACAGACUCGCAGUGUUAUUGGAGACUACGUAAUGAUAAAACCCCAGUGACUCAUUUUUCUUAGAAUGAAAAUAUGAUCUGCUGUUUCAAGAGAAACCAAGGUGAUUUGAAAUUCAGAAGUUUAAAUGUAAAUUGGGAUACAAAUGUGUAUUGUGGCUAUUGUUACUAUCGUUAAUAUGUAUUUUAAUUAUACUUUUAAUUACUUUAUAAUGAGCUUUAAUAUGCAUUUGGAAUCCUUAUGUUUUCAAAGGGCCAUUACUGAGUGCCUAAACUAUAGGUGACUUGGUCCUCAGUGUAUCCUCAGGUUCCCCCUCCUUCAAAACGUGAUCCUGUGUGCAUUUCCCAAUUGAAAUUCCUAAAGUACUUCUAAGGUCCUUCUCCAGCCCCCUGCAUGGCAGCAGUGCUCCCCAUCCACCUCGGCUUCAUCUCAGCCCUUUUCACACCUUUCACUAUCCCAGUUUGAUUCAGUGUGGACAAGUUCUCCUUUCAGAAAUCAAACUGUGUUGUGCCAAAGGCUGACUAAGAGUGUAAACGUGAGUUGGAGCACUCUCAGCUGUUUGUAUCUUUAAAAACCACCUUCAAACCAGGCAUUACAGGUUCCUUACAGGGCUGUUUGCACCUCAGGACCAAACUCAGUUCUGAGAUGUACAGGAUUGUGUUGUAAAUCAAUUAAAAGUUGUUGAAGUGAAUCGUUAAA
Molecule: messenger RNA, 4224 nt
Organism: Strigops habroptila (Kakapo)
Lineage: Eukaryota; Metazoa; Chordata; Aves; Psittaciformes; Psittacidae
Gene: PWWP3A
Product: PWWP domain containing 3A, DNA repair factor
Exons: 15
Coding region: 247-2718 (823 amino acids)
Source: RefSeq, a predicted model, not a curated record